UUAACUGAGUGGGAUGAAACGGUUCAGCGAGGGAUCAGAGCUACCUCUGUCCUUAACUGUGGUUGUUCGGCGACGGUGCUCAGGACUGUUUCAUUCUCAUUAUUAGACAAUACCCAGAUAUUGACAGUCGUUCAUAUGUAAGAAAACUAAUAACAUUAAUGGACUCUGAAAUACUUAAUCUCAAAAUAGUUAACUAACUAGCUACAGGAUUUCUUGAGAACGGAACGUUGUCAACAAGACGGCAACGUGCAAAAACUCAGUCUUGCUCUUCAGAGCUCAAGGAAUGGUUGGAUUAACAGGAAAGAUCCAAAACGCCAGGACUAAGACAAACAUUCCGUGGUUUAAACAUCCUCAUGAUUUCGCCAGAGAAGGGUAGCUAUGCUCCGAGUGUUUAUGGUGUAUGUAGUUAGCGAGGUAUUUGUCAAUGUUGGCUAAAUUCGAAAUCUCUAAGGGCAAAUAUCUAGCACGCUAGCGAGCUAGCACGCCGAUUUGAAAUUCGGUUACAUUUUUUAACUUGCCAAGUUGAUUGUUAAUGUGAUGAUAACUGAGAAAGUGGAGAAAGUUGUUUUUGCUAUCUACCUAGUUCGCUAUUUAAUGCUCCUGAAAUAGCAUUAUUUUUUUGUAACUAAUCAUUGGGAAAUUAACAUCAUGUUGCGGAUGGAAAGGGAAGACUGAUUUAAAGCUUUUUAACCCCUUCGAUUCUAGAUAACUGUCUGUUAGCUAUCCAAGCUUUGCUGGAUACACAGAUACUAGCUAAAGUAAAGAGAAAGCCAUUCUAUUGGUGAUGAUCGAGGAAAGGAAAACCAGAGACGGUAGAAAGAUCUCGUUAUAUUCGUGUUGUCACGGUUGCUAUCUAGAAGUGUUAUUUUCGGCUCGCAUCUUGAACGAAUAACUUGAACCGGCAACGUUAACAAACAUUACAAUCCAUUAUCAAUGUGUUGCUGUUCUACCGUUACUGCUAAGCCAGGUCUUGCGACUAGCCAGUAACGUUUACUUGCUGCACUGAAAUGGAGAAACUGGAAACAUUUUUGUAGACUGUGACUCAUCAGACCUAUCAUUGAUUUAUCAGAACAAAUUACAGAAGAGAUUCCAAGAUUCGAUGCCACACAAGAUUUUUGCGAGCUCAGUUGCAAGUGUGACCAAUCAACCUGAUACAAGAGAAGCAUUUGGACUUCGCGCAUCCUACAGCCAUUACCGAAGUUCAGUGUAAUUUUAUUUACGAGAUUUGGAAAAUCAUACGACCACAAGAUAACUAUGGCAGCGGUGGUAAAUUACUCGCCUCCUUGGUGGGUGAACCUACUGCACCGACUACCCCACUUCAAUUUACAGUUCGAACAAAUAAGCAGUGAUUUUCACCCCGAAAACUCGGAAUACCAAAAGUCCAUCCUGCUGCUGGGGGGCGUGGCCCUGGCCUGCCUGGCCCUGGACCUCCUCUUCCUGCUCUUCUACUCCUUCUGGCUGUGCUGCCGCCGCAGGAAGAACGACGACCAGCCCAACGCCGACUGCUGCUGCACGGCCUGGUGCGUCAUCGUGGCCACGCUGGUCUGCAGUGCUGGCAUUGCUGUGGGUUUCUAUGGGAACGGCGAGACGUGUGAUGGGGUCAACCGGCUCACAUACUCUCUCAGGCACGCCAACCGCACGGUGGCAGGGGUGCAGAAACUGGUGUCAGACAGCACGUCCUCUCUGAACCAGACUGUUGAGGAUGGCCUGCAGCAGCUGGAGAGCCAGUACACCGAGCACGCAGAUUACCUGUCCAUUGUACAGAAGCUGCAGGGGCAGCUGGAUGAGCUGGUUCGCCAGAUGACAGAAAUCCCCUUCUGGAGUAACAGUGACAUGUCCAUGGAAGAUCUGGCUGUGAAGGCUGAGCUCUUUGACUGGUACAGGUGGCUGGCAUAUUUGGGCCUCCUGCUGUUCGACGUCCUCAUCUGCCUGCUGGUGCUUUUUGGCCUCAUUCGCAACUCCAAGGGAACCCUCAUUGGCGUCUGUUUACUGGGCGUCUUCACGCUCAUCAUCAGCUGGGGGUCCCUGGGCCUGGAGCUGGCUGUUGCCGCGACCUCCAGUGACUUCUGCAUCACCCCUGAAGUGUACAUCGCCAAAGUGACGGAGGAGAACGGCGUGAUCGAUAAAGCUAUCCUGCAGUACUAUCUGAAGUGCGGCGUGACACAGACUAACCCAUUUCAGCAGAAGCUGUCAGGGAGUCACAAAGCGCUGGUGGAGAUGCAGGACGACGUGGCGGAGCUGCUGCGCUCUGCGAUUCGGGAGUAUCCUGAGACCAAGGGGAAUCUGGAGCAGAUGCAGGGGGUGCUGAACACCACAGAGAUCGGCCUGCACCAGCUCACCGCCCUGGUGGACUGCCGCAGCCUGCACAUGGACUAUGUGCAGGCCGUGACGGGCCUGUGCUACGACGGGGUGGAAGGCCUCAUCUACCUGGUGCUCUUCUCCUUCGUCACGGCGCUCAUGUUCAGCUCCAUCGUCUGCAGCGUGCCGCACACCUGGCAGAGCAAGAGGAAUGAGGAGGAUGGAGAGGAGGAGUCCGUGGCUCACGGCAACCGGCAGACUCACGAUAACCUGUACCGCGUUCACAUGCCUAGUCUGUACAGCUGUGGAAGCAGCUAUGGUAGUGAGGCCAGCAUCCCCGCGGCUGCGCACACUGUCAGCAAUGCCCCCGUCACAGAGUACAUGAGCCAGAAUGCAAACUUUCAGAACCCCCGGUGUGAGAACACCCCUCUGAUUGGCAGGGAGUCCCCUCCGCCCUCUUUGUAUUUGACUGCCAUGGACGGUAACAGCCACCACAGCUGGCAGUCAAAGCCCUCGGCUAGUCCAAGAGCGUAUUGGUAACAGCGUCUGCUAUUCUAACAGUACACCUCGAGCAUGAGGGCGAAAUACCUUGCCACCAACCGGCCUGAACCCAACAACUCAGAAGUACACUAAAGGCCGUUGACUUGUGCCCAUCCUCAAAGACCGGUUUGGACAUCUCCAGCUUCCUGGAUAUCCCCACCCCUACCCCUUCCCCAGUCCAUCAGUCGUAUUGUCGAAGCCCUCGUAAGGCUUCUGCCGUCCUCUGGACUGUUUUUAACUCAAACACCCAGUCUUUGAGCCAUUUCCAUCUUAUUGUGGAUGCACAAAUCACUUCAGAAAUGGAAGAGUGAAAAUGAACACGCUUAUGUACUGUAAAUAAUUCAGUGCCCUGUUCCUAAAUCCCCUCGUUAUGCCAGGUCUAUAUUAAAUCAGAAAGGGAAUCUUGAAGAAGAGGAUUUGCGGCAUUGGAUGGCCAGUUCUCUCCACUAGGGGGCAACCUCAUUUUACUGUACAGUUAUCCUAAAUGUUUGUGGCUUCCUGGAUGUCUUUCUUCUUGCAUUCUGGCCCUAGAGGUUUUAUGUACUAUGAAGAUGCUGGCCGAACAUGGAGAGGAACGGGCCAGUGACCUUUGAUGGAAUUAGAUUUUUGUAAGUUUCACGCACCUUCAUGUUUACUCGAGACAACCACUUCUUUAAAAGUGUGAAAUUGUGUAUAAGAGUGUGUUUAGUAUUUUAUUUUUAAAGAAACAGACCACUAUGUUUACUAAUGACAGAUUUUGCAGCGAUUUUCAGUUGGGUUUCAUCUGACCUAAUAAUGUAUGACUUCAGUGCAGACCGGAAAGAUCCUUGUAUUUAUCUUCUGUUCAGGGUGCAGACUGCAAGAUGAAGUCUCUGCUAAAAACAAUGCAUUUUCUUCUGUAAACCUUGCAUAACAAUGGUAUUAAGCCAGUUAGCAUUGAAGGUAAAAAUGACAUCUAAUUAAUUUAAUUAACUCUUCUGUGUCUAGCUUUAAAAUAAGCUGGGAUUUCAAUUUGCACUUCAUUUCCCUCCAAAACAACAGUUUACCAUGUUGUCAUUCUUGUAGGUUUUUUUUUUUUUUUUUUAAUUUGUCAUCCAUUCCUUUUACAUUUCUGCAUUUGUUUUAUUCUAAAAGCAACUAUGAGGCAGACGCUGACACAAAGUGACACUUUGGUUGCAGUGGCCUGGAACCAAGAACUGCUUUGGCUGGUAAUGACAGUGCCGUUAAUACCCACUGUUGUUUUCAGAUAUGAAGUGUUCUUGUAGUUCUCUUAAAUUAUGUCCUAAUAUUCUGACACGAUGAAGGAAACCACGCCAAUUUUGAAUGAUUUUUCUUGACUGAACUCACUGGUAGAGAAUAAAUAUAUCGCACAGUUCUUUUCUGGAAGACGUCAGCGUAGAGUGCAGCAUGGAUUAACGGGUUCUGUUUAUGAUGUAGAGUAACAGACGUAAGGAAACUGGCCAGAUUGCCACUCAGGCAACAACCGAUGAACUUUUUUUUUGUGUGUGUGUGUGUGAGACAUCAUGUUUUUUUGUUUGAAUUUCUGUUCAUCUUGGUCAUAUGUGUAAUAUUACACUGAUGUGAUGAUGUUCUAAUUACCAUAAUUCAAAUUUGCUACAGCAGGGUAACUCUUUAACGCCUGGGACCAGUGGUGUAUUGUGUUGGUCUUAUGCGUCUGGCUGUGUCUCUCCGUAGGGUUUUGCCAUCUGAGUGUACUGCCACUGUGCCAGAGAUAAUUUUGUGGUAAUGUGCUAUCGACUUCACUGCUAUUGAAUUGUGAGCACUUGUGUGUACGUUAAAUGUGAACUGGACACAGAAUGCUGUGAAGCCUACACCUCGGGCCAGGAUUUCGGUCACCUCAUAAUGGCGGUCCAGGACGGCACAGAUACUGGUGCCAAAUACACAAAACGGGGAAGUGUCCUCCAACUUCUCCCUCGUUUUUCGAGAAAUGCAAAUGGCUCAAAUGGAAUUUAGACCAGGGGGAAAAGAUAUAUUUUAAAAUUCACAUGGAAUCAAAGUUUUGGUGCUGUUUAAUUGUGAUAAUGUGACUGGCAGAACUAACCACAGUAGCUGUUGGUUUUCUUUUGGGUUUUUGUCCUCAACAUUUUUUGAAAUGUCUUAUAAAGAACUAAGCAAGCCAGGAAGUAGUAAUACAUUGGCAUGCUGCUACUGUGACACACAGGAGUUGGGAAUUUUUUUCUCUACUGGAAAGCACAAGCAUUGGUGUUCUGACAGCCCUGGACUGGUUCUCGAUUUGGACCCUGGUCAUGGAGGCCCAACAGAAACAAGCACACCUGGAAGGACAGUUUUCUCAUGAGACUAAGAUCAAACUGUAAGAUAUUUUGCUGUGAAUUCCAAUCUGCCCGUUUUCUAGUGCUAGUGGUUGUCUUCCUGUGUGUGCAGUUGUCAGUGUGUUUACUUGCCAAUGGAAACGGGCUCAGUUUUCCGGGUUACUGCAGGCCCUCAGAGCCUCAUCCCAGCACAGCUUCUGCUGUACUAUGCUGUCCUUACACACACACACACACACACACACACACAC
Molecule: messenger RNA, 5356 nt
Organism: Anguilla anguilla (European eel)
Lineage: Eukaryota; Metazoa; Chordata; Actinopteri; Anguilliformes; Anguillidae
Product: protein tweety homolog 3-like
Exons: 15
Coding region: 1255-2838 (527 amino acids)
Cellular component (GO): plasma membrane
Molecular function (GO): volume-sensitive chloride channel activity; intracellularly calcium-gated chloride channel activity
Source: RefSeq, a predicted model, not a curated record